AUGUCUACUGGUAAAGACUACGUACCACAAUUAAAGACAUUGAUUGAUAAACAUGAUGUAGAGACAUUUGAGCGUUUAUACAAGAAUGUAAUCCAUGAGCUUGAUAUUUAUGAACAAAAUGAACUCUUAUUCCGAACGUGCCGUUUAGGACCAGUUGAAAUCUUUCAAAUUUUAUUUGAAAUGAAGGAGAGUAAGGACCUUAACAAUGUUUUACAUCCCACAACAAAAUCUACCCUCUUACAUUAUGCAAUUAAGUAUGGGCAACAUAAAAUUAUCGAUUAUCUUCUAUCUUCAAAGUCAUCGUGUUUUAACGUAAAAAAUGUUUUCGGUGAGACUUGUUUGUCCGUUGCAAUUGAUCUUCAAAAUUUGGAUGUGGUCAAACACCUUUUACAUCAUAUCAGCGCUGAAUCAAUUGAUGAAGAUUUGAUCACUCACGCUGUUUGUCACUAUAUAAAUGAAAUUCGGAUAACAACAACAUUGGCAGCUCAUAAAGCAUUUGCAGCUGUACAAGUUCUUGUCGCACAUUCAUCAAAUAAUUUAUCCGAUCAAGUUAUUUCGAAAGCAGUGCAUAAAUUAGUCAAACGUCUUAGUUGGUUGUAUUCAACCACCCUAAGAUUACAUUACAGUGUUAACGAUCAAGAUUCAAACGGUGAAACAUGUCUGUUCUAUGCUGUUGAAAGAAAUGAUAAUACGGAUAUGAUUGAUCUCCUGAUUGAUAAAUGCCAUGCAUUAGUUGAACUUCGUAACGGACAAAAUUUAACAGCUCUACAUAAGGCAAUUCGUCUGAACAGUUUUCAAAAUGUCAAACAUUUGCUUACAAAAUUAGAUGAUGUCCAAAAAAUAUUUUUC
Messenger RNA from Didymodactylos carnosus, 849 nucleotides. NCBI's taxonomy places the organism in Eukaryota, Metazoa, Rotifera, Eurotatoria, Philodinida, Philodinidae. The record is from the annotation of a GenBank genome assembly.